Chelmon rostratus (copperband butterflyfish) is the source of this 2499-nucleotide messenger RNA. It is a transcript of the gene senp8, whose product is annotated as SUMO peptidase family member, NEDD8 specific. Lineage: Eukaryota; Metazoa; Chordata; Actinopteri; Chaetodontiformes; Chaetodontidae. The transcript is spliced from 2 exons. The record is from RefSeq and is a predicted model, not a curated record. Gene Ontology annotation, molecular function: cysteine-type peptidase activity; deNEDDylase activity. The coding region runs from base 301 to 966 and encodes 221 amino acids. Gene Ontology annotation, biological process: proteolysis.
AGCAGCCGUUAUAAAAAAUGAAUACGUUUUUAGGAGCUCCCAACCGGCUUGGUUGGAAAAGACUCUAGUGCGCAUGCUCCAAGGGCCCCAAAACGCGGAAACACGAGGAUGCGCGCGGAGUGUUCUUUUUGCCGUAGUGAGCGAUUUUCAUUGGAAUGAGUGGGGCGCCAUCUUUGUCGCCGUAUCCAGAUGUAUAAUACAUCCAUGGACGGAGCGACAUAACAGGAAGCAAGUAGGAAAUAUCACGGCAGCGAUGUACACACCUCACACCACAUACUGACUCUUUGACUGUGUUGGAGGAUGGACCCUGUAGUGCUGAGCUACCAGGACAGCCUGCUACGGCGAUCUGAUGUGUCCUUGCUGGAAGGACCGCACUGGCUCAAUGACCAAGUCAUUGGUUUUGCCUUUGAGUACUUUGCUGCUGAGCGCUUCAGAGCCUUGGGGGAGACCAUCAUCUUCAUCAGUCCAGAGGUCACCCAGUUCAUCAAGUGUGCCUCUUGCCCUGAUGAAUUAGCCCUAUUUUUGGAGCCGCUGGAUCUUGCCUCUCGUCACUGGGUCUUCCUAGCCGUUAACGACAACUCCAACCAAACUGCUGGAGGAUCCCACUGGAGCCUGUUGGUCUAUCAUCUAAACUCCAACCACUUUGCCCACUAUGACUCUCAAAACGGCAGCAACUCGCUGCAUGCACGGCGCAUCGCCAGCAAGCUCGAGCCUUUCUUGGGUGCAGGGAGAAUAGCGCUGUUUGUGGAGGAGCCCUGCCCACCACAGCAGAACAGCUAUGACUGCGGCAUGUAUGUUAUCUGUAUCGCCGAGGCCUUAUGUGAGAAGGCCAGGGUGGAGGGCUCGGCACGCCUUCCCGUGCAAAUCAUCACCCCAGCCUACAUCACCCAGAAGAGGGCUGAAUGGUGCAGACUGAUCCAGAGUCUUGCUCAGAGUGAUCUCUGCUGCUCUCUGUCUUUUCCUUAGCACGCUGAUUGCCCCUCAGUAUAUGCAGAACAGCUGUCAGCCUCUACAUAUCUACUGCUGGAGCAUCUGAAGGCACUCCUUGAAUACAGUAUACAACUAUAUAUGAAAUAUAUUUCUAUUGCAUACUCCAGAAUAGCAACAAGUUUAAGAAGAUAAAGCAAUGUUCCAAGUCUGUAAUGAUUCAUUGAAUUCUUGGUGUUAUGUUUAUCCCUUGUAUAUGCACUGCAAAAUACAAUACGUAAACAAGAACACCAGCAUGCCUGUAACAGGAAAGUACAUAUUUAGUAAGAGUGGAGAAUGUAAUGUGGAAGAGGGGGCGCAGACUUUUCUUCUCUUCAUUGUAUUAGUUUGGAGCGAAUGUUGAAGUGUUUACACAGAUUAUUGCUCAGGGUCAUUUUAAAUGAACUAGAAUUGACAAUAAGAAUGUGCAUCUUAAUUUUGGCUCCUACUUUACGUCACAUCUGUUCUGGUCACAUAUUCAUUCUAUUUCUCAGUUUGAACAGGUGUUAGGUGUACAAGUACAAACUUUUAGUUUUGAAAUAUUUUAUUGCACUGUGUGCGGCAAGUGUUUAUGACCGUGUUGAUUCAGGGUUCCCACACAUCCUGGAAACCAGCUGACCAGUUUUCCAGUUAAGGAAAACAAGUGGAAAAUGGGAGGAAAAGUAAAAUGUCCUGGAGAGGCUUGUUUUGUCCAGCAAAAUUAUUUCAACAUUUUCCAAUAGCUGAGAAAGAACUACAAGACUUUCUAUCAGAGAUCCCCAAAAUGGAUUACAUUGCAUCAGAAAGGCUAAGUUAUUUUCAGGAUCAUAUUAAUUUGCUAGCAUUGUCUCUUCAGAUGCAAUGCUGCAUUAUUAAAGUAAGAUGGAACAUGGCAUGAAAUGUUUAUCUGUUGUAGCAGCUGCUCACAGUGUGGGCAAUUAGCCUUCCUAAAGACUCCACUUAGUAGUAAAGGGGCUACAGUAAGGUGCAAUAAACUGCUAAGUCCGUGGCAGUUAAUAAUCCUAGCAAACUUGGCUAACCUUGAAUUGUACAUUUAGAAAUGUAAAGUCCAGUCUAGAUUUAUCACUAGGCAAAAGUAUAGGCUACUAUGUGUGUUAUUGGUGUUCAGGCAGCAGUGGUUUAUACGAUUGACUGAUUUAGCUUAUGAAUAAAAAGUAAUAAGAAUUAAUUUUAUUUACAUGGUCCUUGCCAAGCAUAGAGCACAAAGGAUGGAACAGUAUAAAAAUGAAAAUAUUAAAACAAGGCAAGAAUCUAAAAAGUAAGGAGAUAGUAGUAAAAGUAGUUCCAUUAAAACAUCUGAAGAUUAUGCCCACAUACUCUUUUAAAUGAGACUUCCACUGAGGAACUCUGAUAUAUCACUUGGAUCAUCAUCAAGUCAUGGAAAAUGAUCUCCAGUGAAGAGUGGGAACCCUGGGAGUGGUGGAAUGUAAGCUCUCACAAAAAGCAAGAAUCAAACUCGAUCUAAUAAAUUCUACUUUUGUCACGUUUUAGUUGACAAAACGGUAAACUGCUUUGUGGUUUUUAUUUGAUGUU